AUGAUUUCAUUUGAUGAUAUAUUAGAAAAUAAGAUAAAGACAGGUCGUUACUAAUUUAAAACUUUAGGAAUAGUAGGUUUAGUUGAAUUUUGUGAUGGCAUAGAAUAUGCUUAUAUGUCUAUUUUGGUGGCUAUUAUAUAAAAAGAAUGGGAAUUAAAUCAAUAAUAAAUAGCAUCCUUGGGUUCAUCAUUUCUAUUAGGUAUGGUAAUUGGUAAUUGCAUCUGUGCCUUUUUAACAGAUAUAAUUGGUCGUAAAACAACUUUUACAAUUUUUACAGGACUAUCGGUUUUUUUGAUAUACUUCACAAGUAUUUGUACUUCUUACAAUUAAAUGAUAAUGUUAAGGCUUAUGUUUGGAAUUGUAUUUGGAACUAGUUACCCAUUGGGGUAUGUCUUUAUUUCAGAAGUCACUGAACCAAGAUAUAGGGGUAGAUUUGGAUAUUCAAUGGGUGUUUUAUUUGUGAUUGGGAAGAUUUACUUAGCAUUUUUAUGUAUAUUCUAUCUAAAUGAUUUUACAUCAGGAAAUUGGAGAGGAUUAAUUAGAGUGAAUGGAAUUCCAGUAGCAAUCAGCUUUAUUUUGUCAUUAUUUUAUUUAAAGGAAACAGUGAGAUACUAUUUAAAUUAGAGGGAGUACAAAGUUGCUUUUGAAUAAAUAGAUUCAACAAUACAUGAGAACUAAAAAGAUACUGAUAUAUUAACAGAAGAAGAGGUAUUUAUAUAUAAAUAAUAACUUAGAAAUAAGGAUUGAUUAAUUGGCAAGAGAAGUAAAUAUAAAUAAAUUAGGAGUAAGAAUUAAAUAGGUUUGGAAUUCUAUCACAAAAUUAUAAAUAUAUCACUUUUAAGAUAUGGAUUUUGUACAUUUUAGCUAAUUUGCAAAAUAUGAGUAUUUAUUUAUUAAUGCCAUUUUUAUUUGCAAACAAUAACUCAAACUUAAGUUCUAUGUUAUUUAUGUUCAUUUUGGAAUUAGUAUUUGCAUUAUUAUUAUACGUAUUUAUUGAUGAUCCUAAUAUUGGUGGUAGAAAGAUGGUAAUCGGUUAUUCAUCAUUAAUAUUGGUAUUGGCUAAUGCUAGUUUGUAUCUUUUCAGAUAACAUAUUCUGUUUUUCGGAUUACUUUUAAUAAAAUUAGCAUGCAGAGCUCUAUUUUCAACGUUAGGUCUUGUUUGCUGUGAAAGUUAUCCAUUGUAAUUAAGAUCAUAAGGAACUGCAAUAGCUUUUGGAAUUGGUAAAACAACAUCUAUUCCAUCACCAUUUUUCUUAUUUCCUUUAUUUUAUAUAGAUCCUUAUUUACCAUUUGCUUUAAUGAGUAUAUUAUCAAUUAUAAUGAUUAUAACAAAUUAUUUGAUUGGAGAUGAUAAGACAAUGAAACCAUUAGAAUCACAUAAAUAAGAUUGA
Paramecium pentaurelia is the source of this 1391-nucleotide messenger RNA. The record is from the annotation of a GenBank genome assembly. NCBI's taxonomy places the organism in Eukaryota, Ciliophora, Oligohymenophorea, Peniculida, Parameciidae.